AUGAAUAGCAAUUUCUGCAAACAAAUUUAUUCUCCAUUGGAGAAAACAAAUUCAGCAAUUAUUGAAUCAAUUUUUCAUAAAGGAAAGUCGAUUUACGACUACAAUAACCCAUUAUUGAAUCAUCAUCAGAUACUCAUCAAUAAUCACCUUUUGGAAGGUGGUUUUUUGGAAAGUAACCACGACCAAAGUGGGUACCAACAACUGUCCAUUAUUGAAGAGUUGAUAAAUGAGUUUUAUGCAGGAACCACUUCUAACAGUAGAAAACAUGAUAUUGAGGUACAAUUGGAAGCAUUUAAGCAAGAUAGUUCAUCUUGGAAGCUUUGUUUGUGCAAUUUGACACAAAAUAAUCACAUUCAUGUAUGGAUGUUUGGAAUAAAUAUUAUCGAGGAUGUUAUUACAAAAAGGUGGUUCACUUUGGAGAAUAAUGACAGAUUGUUGAUAAAAAGACUUCUUAUGGAAAAAUAUUAAAUCAAAGUUAAAUUGUACCACACAAAGAUAUCAAACAAACAAAUUAGCAAAAUUAUUAACUGAUAUUAUAAAGCGUGAA
This is a messenger RNA of Ctenocephalides felis (cat flea), 547 nucleotides long. Its product is annotated as exportin-6-A-like. The transcript has 3 exons. The record is from RefSeq and is a predicted model, not a curated record. Gene Ontology annotation, biological process: protein export from nucleus. The coding region runs from base 1 to 468 and encodes 155 amino acids. Lineage: Eukaryota; Metazoa; Arthropoda; Insecta; Siphonaptera; Pulicidae. Gene Ontology annotation, molecular function: nuclear export signal receptor activity; small GTPase binding.